This is a messenger RNA of Olea europaea var. sylvestris, 832 nucleotides long. RefSeq names its product hemiasterlin resistant protein 1-like. The transcript is spliced from 5 exons. Gene Ontology annotation, cellular component: nucleus; mitochondrion. NCBI's taxonomy places the organism in Eukaryota, Viridiplantae, Streptophyta, Magnoliopsida, Lamiales, Oleaceae. Bases 121 to 564 code for a protein of 147 amino acids. The record is from RefSeq and is a predicted model, not a curated record. Gene Ontology annotation, biological process: mitochondrion organization.
UAUAUAAAUACGACCGCAUCUGCUCCUCCAAUUCAUCCAUUUCUUCUUACAACUUUUGUUUUGUCGCUCAAGUUCUGUUUUCUCUGCCAUCUAAGUCUUCAUCCAUCUCACGAAGAAAUCAUGCCUCGCCGAAGCAGUGGCCGUUCUGGAGGUAGGGCAUGGUCAGCUCCUCAUCCAGCUGCUACCAAUCCUAGGCCAGCUCCAGUUCAAGCCCCAGCUCCACCCGCAGCUCCACUAAAGAGCACAACUGUGGGUGGAGGACUUGGUUCAGUCGUUGCUGAAGGUAUGGCUUUUGGUGGUGGAAGCGCAAUUGCCCAUCGGGCAGUAGACUCUAUAUUAGGGCCUCGGACCAUAAGACAUGAGUCAGCGGCUUCCUCUGCUCCUGCUGCUGCUGCUGAGGCCACGACAAUGAACACCGCUGGAGGCUCUGACGCAUGUGGUGUUCAAUCUAAGGCCUUCCAAGAUUGCCUAAACUAUCAGGCAAGCGAUAUCAGCAAGUGUCAAUUCUAUUUGGAUAUGCUCUCUGAAUGCCGCAAAGGCUCUGAUGCUGGCUUGAGCGUUUGAGAAAGCGAUAUUUUAAUGCUGUCUAUGUGUUACAAUCUGGAAAUUAUGGGUCUUCUGAUGCUCUCUUGGUCAAUUAUUAUUAUUAUUAUUUUUUUUUUUAAAUUUGAAAAUGUUGUUGAAGAGGGUCUGUAUUUAUGGAGAAAGCUAAAAUAUUUGUAUAUUCAAGACUUUGGUUCGAGUCAUUUAGUGGUGUGGUGUAGGGGUGAACGUAGUUCGGUUUGGGCAGUCUGUGCUAUAAUUUCAAUUCAAAUCAUUUUAUGCGGUUAAA